CUUUCUGAUUAGAUAAAUAUCUGCGCACAAAUUACGAAAACCACCAAAAAGUCAUCCUCAUUCCUCAUUAAUAGCACAACUCUCGUGAAUUGUGUUUCAAUUUUCAUUCCAAAGUUUUUAGUUAAGGACGUGCAAAAUGUUGAAAUUUGCGAUAAUUCUUGCUGUGAUUGGUUCCUCCUUGGGUGGUCCUGUGGAGACUGUUCCUGAGGUUCCUGAAACUUUUGUACAUGGUGGUACAGAGGCACCAGACGGAGCUUUCCCUUGGACGGCUUCUGUGAGAGUGCACAAUGACUUUUUCCAAGGAGUUGUUAUCAAUGAAAAUCACAUCCUCACCGCAGCAUCUGUUGUCACUAUGGCAGGCAAUGCAAUUAACCACUUUUGGGUAAGAGUUGCAGCUGGUGAUCGUCAUAUUAUUGGAAGUCAUAUGAAUCGUGAGGAGCGCACUCUGAGUCAUCUCUUCAUUCAUGAUCUUUUUAACCAUCAAACUGGCGUGAACAACAUUGCUGUCCUACGUUUGGCUCAUCCUUUCCAAUUUCCACAUAACACCAUUGAGGGAGCCGUCCUUCAUAACCGUAUUAUUCCUGUUGGAACUAAUCUACAAUUCGCAGGAUGGCAAAUUCCUGUUGGGCCUCCAGCAGUGAGGCUCCUGAGGUCUUUCAAUUUACCAGUUAUAACUACUGAAGCCUGUACAAGUCCCGCACCAAACCAAAAUAUCAUCCUUGAUAAUCAGAUAUGCGCUGGACAUCUGGCUCCUGCACCACCUGCAAGUGUUUGCCAGGGCAACAUGGGUGGUGGCGUGUAUUUCAAUCGCGAGCUUGUUGGAAUUUUGGGCAGAGGAUUUGCAUGCGGUGCAGUUAAUAAUCCUGCCAUUUUCACCGAAGUCCGCUUCUACACUACCUGGAUCAAUCAGCAAUUUACUCGCACUGAUGUGACUCCACCAGGAACGACUUUCCCACGUCAAACACCUCAAACACCAUAAAUAACAUAUAAAAAAUCGCAUUUUUUUCAUUACAUUUUUUUUCUAUCUGGCAUUGUAAUAAAAGAAAACGAAUGAAAAUUCAUUUUUAUAAUUUCAAAUAAAAAUCGUUGAAUCACAUGAA
Molecule: messenger RNA, 1100 nt
Organism: Lutzomyia longipalpis
Lineage: Eukaryota; Metazoa; Arthropoda; Insecta; Diptera; Psychodidae
Product: anionic trypsin-2-like
Exons: 5
Coding region: 137-979 (280 amino acids)
Biological process (GO): proteolysis
Molecular function (GO): serine-type endopeptidase activity
Source: RefSeq, a predicted model, not a curated record